AUGUCUGCCUGCAAUGUGUGUUUGGUAUUUCUGAUCUGGUGUCGGGUUUUAAAUCUUUCAGCAGCAGAGAGUGAAGGAUCUGCGGUGGAUGACGGUGAUGGUGGAAAUGGAACUGUGUUCACUGUCCCCAGUUACAGACCCACCAGACAUUCACCAGGAGCUGGUUGGGAGACCAAGAAUAAAGGAGCUAUUUCAGGUGAACAAGGAAAUGUUUCAGGCUUACAAUUUCGUCAGGAAAAGCUACUUGAAGAACUGAAGGAUUAUAAGUUUGUAUUCCCACAGCUGGUUUUAGGAAGAGGGAAACGCAGUGUAGCGAUACUGCCUCAGAGAAACUAUCCAAAUAACUUCAGCAUCUUGGUGGAGCUGGAUGGAAAGAACUUCACACUGGAUCUCAGCAGCAAUAAAUUCCUCUUGCCGAGAGAGUUCCAGGUGACGUACUAUGAUUCCAAUGGGACUCUGGUGACUGAGACAGACAGUGAAAUGUAUCGCUGUUACUAUGUGGGAUCUGUGAGAAGAUUUCCUGGAUCCCAGGUCUCUGCAAGCACCUGCUCAGGACUCAGUGCUGUGAUUGCGUUCAGUAAUCGAACUUACGUCAUUGAACCUGUUGUGGGGGAUGUAGUCGGUCGUCAUUUGUUAUACAGAGCCGAAGAUCUCCUGCCAGUACCGAGUGGCUGUGGAGUCAGAGCUCCAUCCCCUGAGUUAACCCUGACUGAUCACCUUGAGCGCUCUCAGAGGAAGAAAAAGGAUGUGCUGGAGGAGACAAGAUAUGUCGAACUGGUGCUAGUGGCAGAUCGGAAUUUGUAUCAGAAUAUGAACAGUAAUAGAGGAGCUGUGGUGCGAAGAAUGCUUGACAUUGCCAAUACAGUUGACCUGUAUUACAGACCAUUCAACAUUCGCAUUGCUCUCAUUGGAGUGGAGGUCUGGACUGUAGAUCAAGCCCCCGUUAGUACACAAUCAACACCAACAUUGAAUCACUUCCUGAAGUGGAGAUAUGAAACACUUCUGCCACGACUGUACAAUGACAAUGCCCAGCUCCUUGUAGGUGGAUAUUUUGACGAUGGCAUCGCAGGUUUGGGAAGUUUAGGUGCCAUGUGUUCAGCAAGCCAAUCUGGAGGAAUAAAUGCAGAUAACCGGCCCAGCCACUUGGUUGCUUCUUCAACUGUUGCACAUGAAAUGGGACACAAUUUUUGGAUGAGACAUGAUGAUCCAUCACGGAAUUGUAAAUGUGCCGACAGGGUCGCCGGCUACUGCAUCAUGGAACCAGCAAUGGGUUUAGUUCUGCCAACAGUUUUCAGCAGUUGCAGCCGGCAGGACCUGGUGAACAGCAUCAGCCGUGGCCUCGGGAUGUGUCUGUACAACCCACCAAAUCUUGACCAGCUGGUUGCAGGCCGUGAGUGUGGCAACUUUUUCUUAGAGAAAGGCGAGGAAUGUGACUGCGGCAGACCUGUGGAAUGUUCUGACCCCUGCUGUGAGGCCUCAACAUGCAAAUUCAAAGCUGGUGCAAAAUGUUCUUCAGUUUCUAGCUUGUGCUGUAAGGACUGCAAAUUCCUUCCUGGUGGAACCCCUUGCAGGCCAAUGAAAGGAGAAUGUGAUUUGCCGGAGUUCUGUACCGGUGUUGCUGCACGUUGUCCUAAUAAUGUGUACCUGAAAGAUGGCCACAAAUGCAGCAAAGGAAAUUUAUUCUGCUACAAGGGUAUCUGUCAGUCUGCAGAUAAACAGUGCCAGGAGAUCUGGGGACCUGGAGCAAAGUCUGCUGACAAGAUUUGUUAUGACAUUAUGAAUAAAAACGGAAAUGAAUAUGGAAACUGUGGCAACGACGCAAAUAAUAAAUACUUAAAGUGCCUCCCUCAGAAUAUACUUUGUGGGAAAAUCCAGUGUACAGGUGGGAAUGACAAUCCAGUCCGAGGUGGAACGGUGAAAAUUGUUGUCACUACUGUCACAUAUAAAGGUGUGAGGUUUAAUUGCAGAGGAAUAAUUUCUGACCUAGCUGAUGCCAGCACUCCAGACAUAGUUUAUCACGGAGCCAGGUGUGGCAAUAACAAGCUCUGUCAUAAUGCACAAUGUCAGGAUGCCAUUGUGUUCAAGAUAAAGGAAUGUGACGACACCUGCAAUAAAAAAGGGGUUUGUAACAACAAAGGUAACUGUCACUGUGAUGUUGGCUGGGCUCCUCCAUUUUGCAAAACCAAGGGGGCUGGUGGCAGCAUUGACAGUGGACCCAUGACUAGAAAAGGCACAGGAGGUAAAACUAAGCCGGCUAUUCUGAGUAUUGCAAUCAUGGCACCAGUUUUGAUGGUCCCAGUAUUAGCCUAUUUUCUUGCCAAGGCGUUUACAAAGAAAGCAACAAUCGCAAGUGCAAGAUCUCUAGCAAGUUGAAGAAGUAAUGGUUGUCUAAGAUUCAGACACCUACCAGCCAACUGUAGGACCUUAUGAAUCAUGGAAAAUUGCUAUAUGCACCCACUGUGCGCAAAUGUUUGUUAUGUGUAUCA
This is a messenger RNA of Stegostoma tigrinum, 2486 nucleotides long. Its product is annotated as disintegrin and metalloproteinase domain-containing protein 12. Gene Ontology annotation, biological process: proteolysis. Bases 1 to 2373 code for a protein of 790 amino acids. The record is from RefSeq and is a predicted model, not a curated record. Gene Ontology annotation, molecular function: metalloendopeptidase activity. NCBI's taxonomy places the organism in Eukaryota, Metazoa, Chordata, Chondrichthyes, Orectolobiformes, Stegostomatidae. The transcript is spliced from 20 exons.